CAACGAAUACGGAUUGGGGGCCCGUGAACAAUGACGCCGUUGACACGUUCCUUGAAAGUGAGCAACUGAUCCCGUUCGAUGACGACGAAUUUCAGAAUUUCAGUCUGUGGUGUUGGAAGGCCAGUGACCCUAAACGUUGUAGGACCGCCUCGACUAUGAGUCCCGAAAUCGAUUCCUCCGUCAAACGCGAACCACUCCUAAGAAGCAAAUACGAUGAGACGGAGAAUCACCUCAAACAUACCAAAAUCCUACAGCUCCUGGAGUUCUGUCUCAGGACGUACUUCAAGGUUGACGUCCUACAACGGUUAGACGCUGCUUUUUCAACACCACAGACUGAAAUUCUGGGCGCGGUAUGUGGAUGGUACCUUUGUCGUCAUCGAAUGGGAUCAGUUGCUCACGUUCAAGGAACGUCUCAACAGUGUCAUGUUUCACGGGCCCCCAAUCCAUAUUCGGCGCUAAGGCCCAAUUUGACCAAAGCAAGUGGCCAUUUGGGGAGCGCAAAGGCCACCCCAUCGUCUUACGCCAACAACCGGGUACCAUGUGGCCGAGCAGUAAUCUAA
Messenger RNA from Dibothriocephalus latus, 560 nucleotides. Lineage: Eukaryota; Metazoa; Platyhelminthes; Cestoda; Diphyllobothriidea; Diphyllobothriidae. The record is from the annotation of a GenBank genome assembly.